AUGCGUCUUUGUCUGCUUGUAGCGCUGCCGUUUUUGGCGCGCAUUUCGGCAGCUGCUUCCUUCUCGCCGUUUACGCUGGACGGCGUCCAAGCCGACAUAUCAUCCUUUAUAGGCCUCAAUUCGACCCAGCGAUCAAAAUUUGUGUCUAAUCUUGGCUGCGAUGUAGCCUGUGCUUUCCUUGCUAUUGCACGCCCCCAUGCAGUGGCUUUCCCAAACUCGUCAAUCUAUGAUUUCCAAGAGAACCGAUACUGGUCUCAGCAGCAAGAAUUUACUCGCCCGUCUUGCCGCUUCUCACCCACCUGCGCCGAGGAUGUUUCUUUGGCCAUCCUCACGUUUCGCGCAACCCAAUGCAAGUUCGCUGUCAAGAGCGGAGGCCACGGCGCGUUUUCGGGUGCUUCCAAUAUCCAAGAUGGCGUGACAAUUGAUCUCAUUCAUCUCACAGACGUGCAAUUAUCAGCAGACAAGAAACUGGCAUCUGUGGGUGCCGGCAACACGUGGUACAAUGUGUAUCAGCAGCUAACCCCACACAAUCUCACCGUCAUCGGCGGGAGAGUGUCUCCCAUUGGCGUCGGAGGACUGACUCUGGGUGGUGGCAUAUCGUUCUUUUCAGCUCGUUACGGCUGGGCCUGCGACAACGUCUACAACUACCAGGCCGUACUUGCGGACGGCUCCAUCCGGGAUAUCAAUCACAGCUCCUGCAACAAGGAUCUCUACUGGGCUCUGCGUGGCGGUGGAAACAACUUCGCCAUCGUCACACGACUCGACCUCGAGACCUAUCCACAAGGGGAUAUGUGGGCUGGCUCGCAGAUCUUUCUCAACACGCCCGACACGAGCAAAGCUAUCAACAAGGCUUUUGAAAGCUUUGCUAUCAGAUCUCCCGAAGAUGAUUAUGCUCAGAUUAUCACUGCGUAUGCAUAUGCCCAAUCCCAAGGCGUGUAUGUCAUCGCUUCGGAUCUUCAGUACGGCAAACCCGUCCCGAACCCUCCCAUUCUGCAAAAUUUCACAGCCAUUCCCGGCGCUGUUGCCAACACUCUGCGUGUGGUUGACCUGCCAUCACUGACACAAGAGUUCAACGCCAGCAAUCCUUAUGGCUUCCGUAAAACUUAUUGGACCUUUACCUUCAAGAACAGCGCUGCGCUCAUGGACGAUAUCGUGGCCAUAUACAUGGAGGAAGUAGACAAGGUCAAAGACGCUCCCGGCAUCGUGCCGUCGACGAUUUUUCAACCCAUCACCACGUCUAUGACGAAGCACUUCUCCAAAAAUGGAGGCAAUCCCCUGGGUCUAGAAGGCCAAGGCCCGCUCACCUUGGCAAACAUUGACAUUUCAUGGACCGAGACUGGUGACGAUAAUCGCAUCAUGGCCGCAGCUCAAGCCAUUGUAGAUCGCGCUGUUGCGGCGGCCCAGGUUCGCAGGCUCGAACACCCCUACCUGUAUCAAAACUAUGCCUCACAGAAGCAGCAUGUGCUUGCUAGCUACGGCGAGGCAAAUCUUGCUCGACUUCGAAGCAUCUCCAAGAAAUACGACCCGGAUCAGGUUCUGCAACGCCUGCAGCCUGGUUACUUUAAACUGCACUGA
Beauveria bassiana ARSEF 2860 is the source of this 1575-nucleotide messenger RNA. RefSeq names its product FAD binding domain protein. NCBI's taxonomy places the organism in Eukaryota, Fungi, Ascomycota, Sordariomycetes, Hypocreales, Cordycipitaceae. The coding region runs from base 1 to 1575 and encodes 524 amino acids. Gene Ontology annotation, molecular function: FAD binding. The record is from RefSeq and is a predicted model, not a curated record. The transcript is spliced from 4 exons.